Molecule: messenger RNA, 1652 nt
Organism: Brassica oleracea var. oleracea
Lineage: Eukaryota; Viridiplantae; Streptophyta; Magnoliopsida; Brassicales; Brassicaceae
Product: scarecrow-like protein 26
Exons: 1
Coding region: 171-1652 (493 amino acids)
Biological process (GO): regulation of DNA-templated transcription
Cellular component (GO): nucleus
Molecular function (GO): DNA-binding transcription factor activity; sequence-specific DNA binding
Source: RefSeq, a predicted model, not a curated record
UUAUUUGUUAGCCAUUUGAUCAUUGUGGUCCUGCUGCAUUUUCGAUGGACCACAAGUUGUUCACCGAAAGGGGACCAUCUAUUUAGAUUUGACUUUAAAGAUUUUCCUCAAAAUAUAUAACAUAUGUUCUAUGGGUUUUCACUAUAUGUCCGUACACUCCCUAUAUAAUUAUGCACUGCCCAUUUUUCUUUAUUAUCUCCAUGACCAUGAAUCAUCCCUACGAUGAUUUCCCUAAUCUCUUAUUCUCUAACAACACAGCCACAGCCACAGCCACAAGCACCUCCUCCUGUGUGGAGCAACAUGAUGGCAUCAUCUCUCUUGAUAUGGAUUGGGACUGUGACUUCCACGAUCUCAUUGAAUCUAUGAUGAGUGAUAAAGGAGCCACAACAGAAUCUCCUCCAGUGCUGCCUUGUUACCAUGGCCAAGAGGGAAUUUCAAACUCUUCAUCCACAGGUUUGUCCAUGGCUGAUGAGCUUGAUCAUGAUGUAGAGGCAGAGGCAGAUGAAUCAAAGGGAUUGAGGUUGGUUCACUUACUGGUGGCUGCUGCAGAUGCAUCAAUUGGCGCCGACAAAACCCGAGAGCUAACUCGGGUCUUACUUGCAAAGCUAAAGGAUAUGACUUCAACCAAUGACCGAACCAACAUGGAGAGAUUAGCUGCUCACUUCACCAAUGGCCUCUCAAAGUUGCACAAAGAAGCCAAUGUUCAACGGCAAUAUGGUCCCCACCAACACCCUGAUGUUCAUGACCGGGUGGACGUGAUGUUGGCGUUCCAAAUGCUGCAGAAUAUGUCUCCUUACAUCAACUUUGGUUACCUAACCGCCACACAGGCUAUUCUUGAAGCUGUACAGUAUGAGCGGCGAAUCCAUAUUGUGGACUACGAUAUCACGGAUGGUGUUCAAUGGCCCUCCUUGAUGCAGGCCUUGGUGUCUAGAAAUACAGGUCCUUCGGCCCAACAUCUUAGGAUCACGGCUUUGUCACGCGCCACAAACGGUAAAAAAUCAGUUGCUGCCGUCCAAGAGGCUGGGCGUCGUCUAACCGCGUUCGCGGAAUCCAUAGGGCAGCCUUUCUCUUACCACCAUUGUAGAAUGGAAAGCGACACAUUCAACCCAUCGUCCUUAAAGCUUGUUAGAGGAGAAGCAGUGGUGAUCAAUUGUGUGUUGCAUCUCCCUCGGUUUAGUCACCAACCACCCAAUUCCAUUAUUUCCUUUUUAUCGGAAGCUAAAACAUUAAAUCCGAAACUUGUAACGCUUGUUCACGAAGAAGUUGGUCUAGUGGGAAACCAAGGCUUCCUUUAUCGGUUUAUGGACUUGCUACAUCAGUUUUCAGCCAUAUUCGACUCCCUAGAGGCAGGCCCAGCUCGUGGAUUUGUUGAGCGUGUUAUUUUUGGACCUUGGGUUUCGGAUUGGUUGACACGUAUAGCUAUUACUGCUGAGGUGGAGAGUUUUGCUUCAUGGCCGCUGUGGUUAGCUACUAAUGGGUUUAAACCUGUGGAAGUCAGCUUUGCCAACCGUUGUCAAGCGAAGCUCCUUUUAAGCUUGUUUAACGAUGGCUAUGGAGUGGAAGAAUUAGGCCAAAACGGGCUCGUUUUGGGAUGGAAAUCCCGACGUCUUGUGUCGGCCUCUUUUUGGGCCUCGUGCGAGUCGAGUGAGUAA